AUGGAUUUCCAACAGCAGCCAUACGGAGCUCUGGAUGAUGCUGUGUGUGGCGAGGAGGGCAGGAAAGGAGUUAUUGACAGAGUGAAUCUUUAUAUCGGCUCGCUGAAUUGGGAAGAGGUUCCCGAUCUAACGAACAUGUCUGAGAACGAUUCCGAGGAGGCCUUGGGAAGUGUUGUGAAGUUUCGAUGCAUGGUUCAAAGCGUGUUGAGCCCGGAGCCGUACGUUCCUGUGUGGAAGGAU
Molecule: messenger RNA, 240 nt
Organism: Perkinsus marinus ATCC 50983
Lineage: Eukaryota; Perkinsozoa; Perkinsida; Perkinsidae
Exons: 3
Source: RefSeq, a predicted model, not a curated record